AUGGAAUCUUCAUCGGGAGCGGUAGCUGUCUAUUGCGCAUCUUCGGUCGGAAAGCAGGCAGCAUACGUCCACGCAGCCAGAUCUCUUGGCGCGGCCAUCGCUGCAUCCGGAAGACCCCUCGUGUACGGUGGCGGGUCGCAAGGGAUCAUGGGCGAAGUAUCCCAAGCUGUGCUGAAAGCCGGCGGAGACGUCAUUGGUGUCGUGCCACAAGCAAUGGUCUUGUCUGGCGGUGAAGUAGAUAUCACGAAAGGCCUGAGAGGCCCUACUGUCGCACUGAAGGAAGUGGGACGGGAGAAGGUUCAGACAAUUGUUGUGAACUCUAUGCACGAGAGGAAGCUCGAGAUGGCCAAGAGAUCAUCCGGCUUCAUUGCUCUACCAGGAGGGUACGGAACAUUUGAGGAGGUCCUUGAGGUCGUGUGCUGGUCACAUUUAGGAAUCCAUGCGAAGCCCAUCAUCAUCCUCAACGUUCUUGGCUAUUAUAAUGCUCUUCGCGAACUUAUUAGGAACGGCGUCGCAGAAGGCUUCAUACCUCCCAAGAAUGAAAACCUCAUUGUUUUCGUUGAUGGACCCUCGGCCCGCGAGGCACAUGAUACUUUCGAAUGGGGGGAGGCCGCCAUAGAAGCAUUAGAUUCGUGGAAGCGUCCCGAGCAGACUCAUUUCUACAACUGGACGACGCGCAAGGAUGGCAAGACUAGCGCAGACCCUCUAGACGCCAUAUGA
Molecule: messenger RNA, 720 nt
Organism: Postia placenta MAD-698-R-SB12
Lineage: Eukaryota; Fungi; Basidiomycota; Agaricomycetes; Polyporales; Adustoporiaceae
Exons: 5
Coding region: 1-720 (239 amino acids)
Biological process (GO): cytokinin biosynthetic process
Cellular component (GO): cytosol
Molecular function (GO): hydrolase activity, hydrolyzing N-glycosyl compounds
Source: RefSeq, a predicted model, not a curated record